CAGCUUGCGACGCGCAACCUUGGGGGAAACGCACCCGGAAACACCCCCGCAGUGGGUAGCAUCCGUGAAAAGUCAAUCCAAGUCCUGCCCGUCCUCCUCCUCCCCCGUCGCGCUCGCGUCAGACGACUCCACCGCCCGCGCGCCCCCGACGACGACGCGCUCCGCCUGCCCCCGCGACGCGCCUAAGUAACCUCCCCCUCCUCCCUUCCCCGGACGCGUGGUUGCCUCCUCCCCUGCUCGGCUACUCCCCGCGCGCCUCGCUCGCCUCCGCCGCGCCGCGCCAUGGGCGCCUCAUCGAGCCGCCGCCGCCGGGACGACUACUACCCGCCGCCGCCGCCGCCACCGCCGCACCACUACUCCUCCUACCCGCCCCCGCCCCCGCCGCACCACCACCAUCACCACCACCACCCGCCGCCUCCGCCGCACCACCGGGCACCCCCUCCGCCGCCGCCGCCCUCCUCCUCGUACUACUACCACCCGCACCCGCCGCCCCCGCAGGCGUACCACGGCUCGUGGCACCCGGCCCCCGCGCCGCCGCCGCCGCCGCCGCAGCCGCCCGCGCUGACGGGGCCCCCGCCCGAGUACGUGGAGCACCAGCAGGCGCAGAAGGUGAAGAACUACGUCAACCUGCACAAGGACACCAUCAGGCUCGAGCCCGACGCCGCAGACCCCGACCGCCGCCUCGUCGCCUUCACCUUCGACGCGGUAACCGACGGCAGUGUGGCUAUAUAUUACUUUGCCAAGGAAGGAAAAGACUGUAGUUUCUCUUCAGUAUACCCAGAAUUACAGACGCCAACAAAAAUACCCUUCCAGAAAGGGUUGGCCCAAAGGUUCAUUCAACCCUCUGGAUCUGGUGUUGACUUGGGAUUCUUUUCUCUUGAUGAGCUUUCAAAUUCAUCAGGGGAAGUAUUCCCUCUGGUAGUUUAUGCAGAAGCAUAUCCAUCUCCAGAGGAAGGUGGCACGUCAGUAAACUCCACUCGUGCACAGAUUACUCUUGCUGUUUUGGAGAAGCAUAACGAUGAUCUUCGAGUCAAAGUUGUCAAGCAAAUCUUGUGGAUUGAUGGAGUGAGGUACGAGCUUCAGGAAAUUUUCGGUCUUGUCAACUCCACAGAAACGGAUGUUGCCGAUGCUGAUGCUGAUGACACGGGAAAGGAAUGCGUUAUCUGCUUGACAGAGCCAAGGGACACUGCUGUUAUGCCCUGUAGACAUUUGUGUUUGUGCAGUGAAUGUGCAAAAACUCUACGAUUUCAGUCAAAUAAAUGCCCCAUAUGCCGACAGCCUGUUGAAAAACUAAUGGAGAUCAGAGUUAGAGGUCCUGAACCAUAAAUGAGACUUUGCUGUUGCCGGGCAUGUUGAUGUUUGAAUAACGAGCUGAGAUGGCGCGUGUGGGAGGCUUCUUCAUUCAGACGUAUUGACGUGUCGCCUGUCUUUGAAAAAUAAGGAAUUGCUAAAUUCAUCGCCGUGUACGAUGUAAAUAGCACCCACUUUCAUUGGCCGCUUGUACAGUGUUAUGAGCUGUGCAGAUUUUAUGUACAUAUGGUUGAACAAAAGGUUUCAAUGGUUCAACGGGUUGAAUCCCUUUGGGAAGCACGUACAAUGGAACUUGGAUCAAAGUUUUUGUAGAUUUCAAAGACACGGUACUUCAGACUGUUGGCA
Messenger RNA from Setaria italica (foxtail millet), 1656 nucleotides. Its product is annotated as probable E3 ubiquitin-protein ligase LUL4. Bases 283 to 1326 code for a protein of 347 amino acids. The transcript is spliced from 4 exons. The record is from RefSeq and is a predicted model, not a curated record. Gene Ontology annotation, molecular function: ubiquitin protein ligase activity. Gene Ontology annotation, biological process: protein ubiquitination. NCBI's taxonomy places the organism in Eukaryota, Viridiplantae, Streptophyta, Magnoliopsida, Poales, Poaceae.